AUGGGUCAGACCUUGUCCGAGCCGGUGGUCGAGAAGGUGCGUGAAACUGAAGCAAUGCGUUUGCCUUCGCCUUUCGUCCCCCCACACUGCAAGAGGCCUUACGCAAUUCCUAUAACCGCCUUCCCCCUAUCAUCGCGCAACCCAUUUCCUUCCCCUUUCUUUCUCAAUGUCAUUGUCCAGCAUUCGGCUGAAGGUCAGGAUGAGUGUUGUAUAUAUGGUGUCUCGGCCAUGCAGGGCUGGCGGAUCAGCAUGGAGGAUGCCCAUGCGGCCGUGCUAGACCUCCAGGCCAAGUUCUCGGAGCAGAACGACAACCCUACCGAUCCCGACAAACGUCUCGCAUUCUUUGGUGUAUAUGAUGGACACGGUGGUGAUAAAGUAGCUUUAUUCGCCGGAGAGAAUGUCCACAAGAUCGUCGCAAAGCAGGAUGCGUUCGCUAAGGGCGAUAUUGAGCAAGCCUUGAAGGACGGUUUCCUUGCGACCGACCGCGCUAUCCUGGAAGAUCCUAAAUACGAAGAGGAAGUGUCUGGCUGCACUGCAGCCGUCAGCGUCAUUUCCAAGCACAAGAUCUGGGUGGCCAAUGCUGGUGACUCCCGUUCCGUGCUCGGUGUGAAGGGCCGCGCGAAGCCCCUAUCCUUUGAUCACAAGCCCCAAAAUGAAGGCGAGAAGGCCCGUAUUAGCGCUGCAGGCGGCUUCGUCGACUUUGGCCGUGUCAACGGCAACCUGGCCCUGUCCCGUGCCAUUGGAGAUUUCGAAUUUAAGAAGAGUCCCGAGCUGUCACCCGAACAGCAGAUCGUGACCGCUUACCCGGAUGUUACUGUCCACGACCUUACUGACGACGAUGAAUUCCUCGUUAUCGCCUGCGACGGUAUCUGGGAUUGCCAAACCUCGCAGGCCGUCGUUGAGUUCGUUCGUCGCGGUAUUGCCGCCAAGCAGGACCUCCACCGCAUCUGUGAGAACAUGAUGGACAAUUGCCUGGCUUCCAACAGUGAGACGGGUGGCGUUGGAUGCGACAACAUGACUAUGAUCAUCAUCGGUCUUCUGAACGGUAGGACCAAAGAGGAGUGGUACAAUCAGAUCGCUGAGCGCGUGGCCAACGGCGACGGCCCCUGCGCCCCGCCCGAGUACGCUGAGUUCCGCGGCCCCGGCAUCCGUAAUCAGUUCGAAGAGAACCCCGAUGAGUAUGACGUGGAAAACGAUCGUUCCCGUGGCUUCAGUGUACGCUCGGGCCGCAUCAUUCUCUUGGGCGAUGGCACAGAAUUGAUUCCGGAGCAGAACGAUGACGAGCUGUUUGACCAUACUGAGGAAGACCGGGACCUCGGCAAUCAGGUGCAGCAUGACUCUACUGACGCGGGACGGAGCGAUCGCGAAGGAACCCCUGGGCCACAAUCCAAGGAUAGCACCCCCAAGGCCGAUGGAUCUACAACCAUCUCGCAGUCGCCGUCUACCACCGCGGAGAGCUCUUCCACCAGUGCCCCUGGAACGCCGCAGAAACCUACUAAUGUGUAG
Messenger RNA from Aspergillus brunneoviolaceus CBS 621.78, 1506 nucleotides. RefSeq names its product PP2C family serine/threonine-protein phosphatase. The record is from RefSeq and is a predicted model, not a curated record. The transcript is spliced from 7 exons. Gene Ontology annotation, molecular function: protein serine/threonine phosphatase activity; cation binding. NCBI's taxonomy places the organism in Eukaryota, Fungi, Ascomycota, Eurotiomycetes, Eurotiales, Aspergillaceae. Bases 1 to 1506 code for a protein of 501 amino acids. Gene Ontology annotation, biological process: protein dephosphorylation.